AUGACCGCCGCCGGAAUAUCCGCCCGGGUGCUUGCCAAGAAGGGCGUUGUGUUUGCCGGGGGCUUACAUAAGGAUAUGGCAAGCAAAUACAUCCGCUUUGGGCAUAUGGGGGUUAGCGUGAUGGAUCCCGGACGAGAUGAUAUUGACAAAGCUAUUGUUGCGAUGAAGGAGGCGUUUGCGGAGGCGAAGAAGUAA
Molecule: messenger RNA, 195 nt
Organism: Histoplasma mississippiense
Lineage: Eukaryota; Fungi; Ascomycota; Eurotiomycetes; Onygenales; Ajellomycetaceae
Exons: 1
Coding region: 1-195 (64 amino acids)
Source: RefSeq, a predicted model, not a curated record